AUGAGGCUUUCAACUCCAAUAAUUACCUUCCUCUGUAUAGUAUCAUAUGCUUUUGGUGCGACUCCAGAGCAGAGCAAGUUCGAAAAAUAUCAAUCCCUGUCUCGCUUCAGGCCACUUGACUUGGACGAUUCGACAUAUGAGGACCUUACUUCACAGCCACGGGACUAUUAUGUUGCCGUUAUCCUAACAGCUACGGACGUGCGCUAUGGAUGUUCCUUAUGUCGCGAGUUUCAGCCCGAGUGGGAGCUCAUUGCACGAAGUUGGAACAAGGGUUCAGAGCCUGAUGGACUUAAAUUGCUUUUUGGUAGCCUUGACUUUAGCAAUGGGAAGGCUACUUUUCAAAAGUUGAUGCUUCAAACUGCCCCUGUUCUCCUUGUCUUUCCCCCUACUCUCGGUGCAUUUGCCAAAGUGGACGAUGCACCCCUAAGAUUUGAUUUCAGUGGACCGAUCUCUGCAGACCAGUUGUACACUUGGAUUAAUCGGCAUCUCCCCGAAGGGCCGAAGCCUCCUCUUGUCCGGCCCAUAAAUUACAUAAGAAUAGUUUGCGCUGUGACAAUUUUGAUGGGUACAGUGACUAUGUUCAGCAUUCUAUCUCCUUAUGUUCUCCCGAUAAUCCGGAACCGAAACCUGUGGGCUGCUUUCAGUCUGAUAGCUAUUCUGUUAUUCACGAGUGGCCAUAUGUUUAAUCAUAUUCGCAAAGUACCAUAUGUUGCCGGUGAUGGCAAGGGUGGUAUCAAUUAUUUUGCAGGUGGGUUUUCAAACCAGUUCGGGAUGGAAACACAGAUUAUUGCUGCUAUCUAUGCUGUCCUUUCAUUUGCAGCCAUUGCGCUAGCAAUGAAGGUCCCCCGCAUCACAGAUAGCAAAGCACAGCAAUGGCAGCAGCAGUUGGAGUACACUGUGUUAAGCAUUAUUGCAACAAUGUCUCAGCCUGAUGAGAAUAUUGGCCACAUAUUGGCUUCCUCAGCAACUAGCACCACGCUCUUGAUCGCUAUCCAGUUGGCUUCUAAGCUUUUUACUUUCAUUUCAAACCAACUUAUUCUGCGGAAGAUAUCUCCCGCAACUUUUGGAAUUGCUGCUCGACUUGAGCUCUGUUCCAUCUCGAUACUAUACCUCUCUAGAGAGAGUAUUAGGAUAGCGAUUCAAAGACAACCUUUGGGGCCAGAUGCAGCCGCUACGGUCAGUCCUGAUGAGAAACGCGCUCAAAAUGACUACCAAAAGAUAAACGAAAAGGCAGAAGCGCGUUUUAUCGCCUCUCAGUCAGUAGUGAACAUGUCUUAUUUGAGCGUUGGAAUGGGAAUUCCAUUAGCUAUGGCUUUUGCUACUUCCUACAUGCAGUCUGCCUCUGAAAAUCCCUCACAAGCACAAUUCUAUAAACUAAGCGUGAUGAUCACCACAAUAGCAUCACUUAUGGAACUAUGCACUGAACCUUUUUUUGCUGUAGUACAGCAGCAUAUGCUAUACAAAAAGCGAGCAGCAGUUGAAAUGGCUGCUGUAUUUGUGAAGACACUCGCAGUCUGCGGUUCUGUGGUAUGGGCUGCUUAUGGAGAUCGCAGUAUCGGUGUCCUACCCUUUGCACUGGGUCAUCUAUGCUAUUCGUUUGCUCUCAUCUGCGGCUACUCCAUAGCAAUACUGAGGUUUAAAAGCCAAUGUCCCUUUUCAUUACUUCCUAAACGGAUAAGUUCAAGGUACGCAGGCGACUUGGUUAAAUAA
Aspergillus tanneri is the source of this 1710-nucleotide messenger RNA. It is a transcript of the gene TUSC3, whose product is annotated as tumor suppressor candidate 3. Bases 1 to 1710 code for a protein of 569 amino acids. NCBI's taxonomy places the organism in Eukaryota, Fungi, Ascomycota, Eurotiomycetes, Eurotiales, Aspergillaceae. The record is from RefSeq and is a predicted model, not a curated record. The transcript is spliced from 5 exons. Gene Ontology annotation, biological process: dolichol-linked oligosaccharide biosynthetic process. Gene Ontology annotation, cellular component: membrane; oligosaccharyltransferase complex.